This is a messenger RNA of Monoraphidium neglectum, 702 nucleotides long. RefSeq lists its product as hypothetical. The transcript is spliced from 5 exons. Bases 1 to 702 code for a protein of 233 amino acids. NCBI's taxonomy places the organism in Eukaryota, Viridiplantae, Chlorophyta, Chlorophyceae, Sphaeropleales, Selenastraceae. The record is from RefSeq and is a predicted model, not a curated record.
AUGGAAAAUAAGCAGAUAGACAACGAUCCGGAACAUAAGGGGCAGCAGCGGUGCUGUCUCGGCGCUCUCUACUUCAGCUCAGCAGCUCAGGCCGCAAAUAGGGGCCCGACGUGCAUCGGCUUCCAGCAUACACCCGCCACGCCGGUCAAGGUGGAGCAGAAGGACCCGUCGGUAGAGGAGUGGACGGGCUACAAGGCGAGCGAGCAGCGUGGCGGCAGCGACGGGGGCGCGGGCAAUGGCAGCAGCUUCCACCUCCUGCCGUACUGUGAGGGUGUGGAGGUUCUGGUCGCUUCACAGGAGCAAACAGCUGCCACCAGGCCUGACAGCACGGCCGCCUCAGCCGGGGCUGCGGCCGCGGCACCAACAGCAAAGGGCGCGCUGGCCGCGGCCCGCGGGCAGCACGAGCAGCCGGCGGCGCCCCAGCAGCAGCAGCCAGCGCCGCAGCCUCGCCCGCCGCAGAGGCAGCAGCAGCCACAGCAACGGCAGCAGCCGGCGCAGCCGCUGCCGCUGCCGCGGCCAUCGUGGCAGGCCGUGAUGGAGUCCCUUGACGGCCGCGCCGCUGACGCCCAGCGCUUCAGGAAGCGCUUCGAGGCGGUCGCGGCGCGCAACGCCCAGGCGAUGCGCCGCGCGCUCGACGCCGCGUACGACGCGGCGGUCAAGCCCGUGCUUGACAAGCUCUCCCCCGGCGGCCCGCGCGCGUGA